This is a messenger RNA of Erythranthe guttata (spotted monkey flower), 2059 nucleotides long. The record is from RefSeq and is a predicted model, not a curated record. NCBI's taxonomy places the organism in Eukaryota, Viridiplantae, Streptophyta, Magnoliopsida, Lamiales, Phrymaceae.
UAAAUAUUAUGUAUUCACUAUCAUCUUUUCCUUUUUGGCAUAGUUUAAGACCACUAACUCAAGCCUCCAAUGUUGACCACCUUAUUUAAAAUAAGAGGUGUCUUUAAUUUAAAUUAGAGUUUGGUUCUUGUUUCUUUCCUCUUUCCUCAACUCAAUGAGCUAAAAUGAGUUGAACAUCUUCAUGAUUCAGUAUACAUUGCAUAUUCCCUUAAUUCUGAGUUAACUCAAUGGAAGUUUGUUUCCCCUUCACCACAAUUGUGUGUCUUCUUUUCUACUAUGCAAUCUUUCUUAACAAUUCCUCUCUUGCAGCAGCAGAUCAUCACAUACUUUCGGCAAACCAAACUCUUAGUGAUGCCCAAACUUUGAUUUCUCCGAACCAAGUUUUCGAACUCGGCUUCUUCUCAUCCGGUAAUAAAAAAUUCCUAGGAAUAUGGUACAAAAACACACCCGAUGUAGUUGUUUGGGUUGCAAACCGUAAUAAUCCCAUUACCAACGACGAUAAUCGAGGCGCACCGUUUUUAGAGAUUACUAGAAACGCAACACUAGUUAUAUAUACAAGAAGAACAGCCGAGAGCACAAUCAUCGUCAUCUGGUCAUCAUCAAAUUCAUCGGCUACUUUUCCAUCGCGAAAAAAUCCAUCUCUACGCCUCUUAGAUAACGGAAACCUUGUUCUUCUAGACGAUGAUAAAGAAAGCUACUACAUAUGGCAGAGUUUCGAUUAUCCAACCGACACCAGGCUACCUGGAAUGCCGAUGGUGUACGAUCCCGAUAUCGCCCUCGAUAAGCAUUUGACUUCAUGGAAAAGUUACGACGACCCUUCCCCCGGUGAGUUCGUGUACAGGAUUGUAAACCAGGGCUUGCCCGAGAGGGUUAUUUUCAAAGGCGCGUUUAAUAGACGAUACAGAAGCGGCGCGUGGAAUGGGCUUUACAUGAACAUUCCCACCUUCUACAACAAGGCUUAUACGCCUGAAUUAGUUUUCGACAAAGAAAACAAGUUACUAUCUCUCCAAAAUCCUUACGACAGCAACAGCUCGAUUCUGACAAGAAUGGUGCUGCAUCAAUCGGGCACGCUCCAUCGUUACACUCUGAACGACGAAAAAAACGGGUGGGAUCUUGUUUACACGAUACCGAAAGAUCCGUGUGACGAUUACGCAAAGUGCGGUCCGAAUGGUAUUUGCAGAAUAAACAGGGCCCCCAUAUGCGAGUGUUUGAAGGGAUUUGAACCCGAAUCACGAUCGGAUUGGGAUUCUCAAGAUUGGUCCGGUGGAUGCUGUCGAAUUAGCCCGUUGAGUAGUUUGCCGAAUGGAGAUGGUUUUUUCGAGGUUAGAGGGGUCAAGAUUCCGGAUAUGUUGUCAUUUUGGAUGAAUAAUAGUAUGAGCAUAAGUGAAUGCAGAGACGAGUGCUUGACGAAAUAUAACUGCACAGCGUAUACGCAGCCGUAUAUAAAUAAUGGAGGUAGCGGCUGCUUGUUAUGGUUCGGCGAUCUCGUCGAUACGAGAGUGCUUCCCGGAGCAGAUAAGAAUCAAAAUAUCUAUAUCCGAUUGCCGAUUUCUGAACUAGAAAACAAGAAGAAGAGGCCUGGAAAGCUAAUACUAAUUUCAGCUGUUGUCGUCGGAGUUGUUGUCUGCGCCUUACUAUUCUUGGCUAUACUCGUAAUGAAAAGACGAAAGAGGAAAGGUAACUAUUACACUCGUAAAAAAAGACGAGAGCAUUUUUGCUGAAAACAUUAGAAGACUUAUCCUUUUUUUCAAAAUUAAUAGCUGAAGAAAGGAAAAACGAGGAUCUUGAACUGCCUUCAUUCAAAUUCGCAACGGUUGCUGCUGCAACAAACAACUUCUCUAAAGAAAACAUAAUCGGAGAAGGAGGUUUCGGCCUUGUUUACAAGGUAAUUAAAAACAUGCAAAAUAUUGUAUUUCUUUAUGUAUUAAUUAGUACUUUUGAAUGCGGAUGAUAUAUACGGAAAUGCAGGGGAACUUGUCGGCAGAAGAGGAAAUAGCGGUGAAAAGAUUGUCGGGAACUUCCGGACAGGGUCUUGAAGAGUUUAAGAAUGAAGUUAUUC